CGCCAAGCCCGCUCCCCUUGGGGGCCCCGGCGCCAAGCCCGCUCCCCUUGGGGGCCCCGGCGCCAAGCCCGCUCCCCUUGGGGGCCCCGGCGCCAAGCCCGCUCCCCUUGGGGGCGCCAAGCCCGCUGCCCCGGGUGGCCCCGGCGCCAAACUCGCUGCCCCUGUCUGCCCCGGCACCAAGCCCGCUGCCCCAGGGGUCCCUGCCACCCAUACGGGCCCCGGCUCCAGUCCCGCUACUCCAGGGGGAUCCAGCGCCAAUCUCACUACUCCUGGGAGAUCCGGUCCCAAGCCCGCUACCCCUGGGGUGCCUGGCACUACUGUCACUACCUUAGGGGUGCCUGCUACACAUUUGGCGCCUGGGGCAAAUCUUGCUACCACAGGGGUGUCCGGUGCCAGCCCUGUUACCGCUGGGGAACCUGGUGCCAAGGCCCCUUCCUCCAGUGAGCCCACCAUUAAGGGUUCUUCUCACAGUGAUCUUGGUACCAGAGACCCUUUCCUCAGCAGGCCCAGCACCAAGGUUCCUUCUCCCAAGAUACCCACAAGUCAUGAAACUUCAUGUAUGGAAUUGAACACCAAUGAACAAUGUCCUAAUAAAUCCAGUACCCGUGGUUCAUCCCCCAGGGGACUGAAAUCACAUGACUCAUCCACAACCAGUUCCAGAUCCCAUGGUCGCUCCCCCUCCAGACCAAGCUCCCACACUGGACACAGAUCCCGUACCCGUUCCCCCACCCGACCAAGUAUCCGUGAUUUUUCUCCCAGAAGAUCCAGCUAUUAUCGCUCUCCCAGUGGAUCCUCAAACCGGGACUGGUCCCCCAGUGGACACACAGCACGGGAUCGUUCACCUGCCACUAAGGGUCAUUCCCCCAGUUCCCGAGGCCGCUCCCCUAGAAAGCAUUGUAGUAGAAAUCGUUCCACCAGUCCCCGUGGCCGCUCCCCUAGAAGGCACUAUAGCCAUGGCCGCUCUCCCAGCCCCCGACGCAUUUCCUCCCCAAGACGCUCCCACCGGACAUACUCUCCGACAGGACAUAGAACCAGAGGCCGUUCCCCUGGUAGACAUCACCGUUCUAAGUCUCGGGAACGUUCCAAAUCCAGACACCGACGCUCCAGAUCUCGUGAACGGUCCCUAUCCAGCUCCCACCAGUCUUCUCCAUAUUCUCAACGUUUUUCGCGCUCUCCUAGUGAAGACACCUCAAGACAUGGGCACUUUCACAAGAGGUCCUACUCUCCCACCUACAGAUCUUCACCGUCCACUGAUUCUCGUAGUUCCAAGCGGGAUUCCUUACGAAAGCUGCCUGGUGAUCACCUGACUGCAGCACCAGACAGUUACCGUAGUACCACUACUGACUUAAAGAGGCCUCCAGAAGAGCCACUUCCUAUGCCAAAGAAGUCCAUUCUGAAGCGUCCCAAGACUGAACCUUCUGAUGUGCAGAUUGAUAGUUAUUCAAGCAACAAAGAGACAUCAGUUCUAUCCAGCAGCAGCCAGUGCUCUUCAGGUGGAAAUACCCUUUUUCCGGUCCAUGUCACAGAUGUCUCCUUGACCAACAGUGCUGAUCAAAUAACUGGGAAACACUUAGACAGCCACACAAACCUAAUGCAAACCUUGCAAGAGCCAGCAUACCAAAUUAAUCCACCAUUAACACCAGAGAGCACCAUGGGCGACCAAGCACAAGCCCAGCCAAAUAUAAUACCAACUUUUGGUGACUCCAACCAGCCAUUUGGAGCAAUGCAACCCCUUGGCAGCGCAGCCGAUAUCAUUCCAUUGGGGAGCAAUGUCAUCCCUCUGGACAAUUCAGACAGCUUGUUGUCCUCACGAGAAGUCAAGAGUAACCAGUACUCCAGAACAGGGAGCUUUCUGCAGAUGUUUAACAAGAGCGUGUGUGAAUCGCAAGGUAUCCCUUAUAAUCCAUCCUUGAACUUCUCUGACAUUAAACGUGCACCUAAUCAGAAAGAAGAAUUACUGCAAGAACCGGCCAAGGAGAGGGCAAAGGCCCCUGUUGAAACCCUCAGCAGCAUUCUACAGAAGAGAUAUAGAAGCCGUUCUGAAAUAGAAGAGGAGGAGAGAUUCUUAUAUGGAGAUGGAGAAAACAAGAAGCCUAGUCUUGAGUCUGUAAAAGAGUCACCAGCUUCUGCCACUCUUGGUCUUGCUAGUCCAGCACCCAUUACUCCCACACUUCCUGCUCCCAGUCUAGUUGCUCCAGCUUCCAUGACUCCUAAUCCUGUCAGUCCGGUUCCCUCUUCUCCAGUUCAUGAGGCCAACAAGCAAGAGUAUGAGAAGAUACAUGAUCUCCUAAAAAGUAUUGGGCUAGAUAUUGGCGUGGGGGAAAUUGGCAAAUUAGCAGUCAGAACUCAGGAGCGACUGCAUGGAAAGAAAGCAACACCUCCAACAUCCCAACACUACUUUACACCACUUUAUCAACCAAGUGAUAAGAAUCCUACUGUAUCUUCUCCCCAUCAACGGGACUCUUCUCCCCAUCAUCGGGACUCUUCUCCCCAGCAUCGGGACUCUGCUCCCCAGCAUCGGGACUCUGCUCCCCAGCAUCGGGGCUCUGCUCCCCAGCAUCGGGGCUCUGCUCCCCAACAUCGGGACUCUGCUCCCCAGCAACGGGACUCUGCUCCCCAGCAACGGGACUCUGCUCCCCAGCAACGGGACUCUGCUCCCCAGCAACGGGACUCUGCUCCCCAGCAUCGGGACUCUGCUCCCCAGCAUCAGGACUCUGCUCCCCGGCAUCGGGACUCUGCUCCCCGGCAACGGGACUCUGCUCCCCGGCAACGGGACUCUGCUCCCCGGCAACGGGACUCUGCUCCCCGGCAACGGGACUCUGCUCCCCAGCAACGGGAUUCAGCUCCCCAGCAACGUGGCUCCGCUCCCCAGCAACGUGGCUCCGCUCCCCAGCAACAUGGCUCCGCUCCCCAGCAACAAAAUUCUAGCUCCAGAACCACUGUUUCCAGCUCCAGAACCACUGAUUCCAAGUCCAUUCAGAUCCCUGUUUUAACUGAGAAAAGAAAGUCAAAAUCUCCGGUAUCUCUGACUAAUCGAGAGCCAGCUCCCCAGCCAGUGCCAACAAUAACACUGAAAACUCAGUCUUGCCCCCUGACCAACUUAGAUAUAGAGAUGUCACCAGUUGAUCCAAAUGCUUCUCUGGCAAAACCAACAUUGUCACCUGUUAGCCCUUCACAAGUAUCUGGGUAUAACGCCUUUACUCCCCCUCCUUCCAUGUCAAGCUAUGGGAUGUCUCCUUCCAUUUAUAAUCCUUACCCACACUUUGUCACAUAUCCUUCCACUUCCUGGUAUCCCCAGGUGCACCAGCAUCUUCCUACUGUACCUAAUGUACCAGCAUCUCCUUUCAUACCACUCACUCCUGUCAAUAGGUUAGUUACUCACAGCAAUCUACGUGUAAUUGAAACCAGUCAGGAAACAGAUAAAAAAGUGGAUGCUCCCUCGCCAUCUUCAAGUGCGCCAAAAGAGAUGUCGCUAGUAUUUCCAGAACCCAAUAGCAAAGAGAUUGAAAAAAAUAAGGUCCUAGAUGAACUGGAGGAGCUAAAGAGUGAACUAAAAACGAGGGAAGAGACUCUGAGUAUGCUGAGCACAAAAGUGAAGCAGCUGCACACCCAGCAAGGCAUCCUCUUGAGGAAAAAACAAAGGGAAAAGGCUUGUUAUAAUGACCCUCUUUUGGAGGAACUGAACAAUGCUAUGGACAACUUAUAUAAACAAUUGAAUAGCUUGCGUCGCAAGCUGCAGGAUGCUCAUCACAAAGAAAGUCAGCUGAAGAAGAUGGCAUUGAUCCUUGGUGCUAAGCCAGAGGAAAUGGCUUCAACAACACAACCUUCCCAGAAGAAGAGCACUAGCCCACAAAAAACAUCUGAGCUCAGCAGGGAUACUAGAAGUCGCUCAAGAUCUCCAUCUGAAGAUGACAUAAAGUCCAGCAGUGACCCAGUUCCAAAGGGUGAAAAUAAAUCCAUGAGUAGCUCAAAGUCCAAUGCUGAUGUCAAGGCCACAGGUUUCUCCAGCCCUAGCAAUGACAUCCAGUCUGGAAGCUCCUCGAGUGCCAGUAGCAAAAUGAACAAGCCGAGAAGCUCACCUCCCAAAUCAGGCUCUGACUCAAAAAAUUUGUCCCAAUCCAGGUUAUCUGCUUCCCCUCUUCACGAAAACAAAUCAAAGCUGGUCGAAAAGUCAUCUUCUAAGAGCUCUCGACCCAGUAAGAAGUCCUCCAAAACUUUGCUUACCCCCACUGAUCAGCAAUCCUUUGAUCUGUCCCAGUUAUUUGAGUAUUAUGAUGAUGGUUUCCACUGGUGUGAGGACUGCAGUUCAGAUUUUCAGACGGUCGAGGAAUUCCUUGUUCAUCUGCGUAGUAAAAAACACUUCCAGACUGUGAACCAGGCAAACUGUCCUUGGGCAAAAAAGACUGUAGCUGAAAGCAAGAUGCAAGCAAAGCAGACCCUAGCUGUCCCCAUGAAAGGCGUUGAGUUCCUGCUUCCUACCAAUGGCUUUUACUGCCAGCUCUGCAGUGAACUGCUGGCGGAUCAGACCUGUGCAGACCAACACUUACGAACAUUCGCUCACAACGAUAAAUACAAGAAACAUACAGAUGACAAUCCCCAAUAUGAGAAAAAAAGGCAAAUCAAAAAGUUCUGCACUGUUACAGAGAAGACUCGACAAAAGCAGAUGGAGCUUAAACGGAAAAUAUCUGAGAUAGUGAGUGAAUCCUCAGGGGAAAGUAAACCCAAAAAGGUUAAACAGAAAGAGGAAGAACAAAUUGUGAAGCCAAAGACUAAAAACAUUAGCCAGCCAGCCAAAGCAGAGCACAGGCCUCCUCCGAAAGUGGAUCCCAUAAAGAGACCAUUUGGGAAGUUCAGUUGGGGGUCAGCAGAAGGCAAACCUCAGCUGAGUCCAAGCUCAUCAAAGGCUGAAAGCCAAACUACGCAGGACAAAGACAAACCAGAGGAAGGGAAAGGGCACUUGGCCAGAUCCAAGAACAUUGAGAUUAAACUCAAGUGUAAAAGCACUUCUGGAACGUCCAAAAUGUCAACUUCAUUGACCUCGUCCACUACCACUUCAUCCACCUCAUCCACUACAACUACUACAUCACAAACUAAAGUCAGACCUAAUCUGACUUUGAGUGUCCCUUUGAGUGUCCUUAAAAAGUCCUACGCAGCGACAGUUAACAAACCUGCCCCUCUAAACAUGUUCUUAUCAAUCAAGUCUUCAUCCACAAACACCUCCAGGCCUUUGCCAGUUUUAAAGUCGAGCCCUGGUGAAAGUACCAAGAAGCAAGAUACUGCAAAAUCUCUCCCUAAUUCAGCACUCUCAGGCAAAGCAGCCGAGACUGUACUCCCAAAGCACGCUGUCAAUAAUCCUUCUUUAAGUUCAGAGAGGACAGCAGAAAAAUCAGGUGAAAUACUUCCAAAGCAAGCCGCCAAUAAACCUUCUUCAACUUCAGAUAUGACAGCAGAAAAAUCAGGUGAAAUACUUCCAAAGCAAGCCACCAAUAAACCUUCUUCAAAUUCAGAUAUGACAGCGGGAAAAGCAGAAGUACUCUCGAAGCAGUCUACAAAUAAGCCCCCCGUUAGCUCUGUGUCUUCAGGCAUCGGUAAGCUGCCAUCGAUGUCAGUGUACACAGCUGCCAAUAAGUUUCCCUCUUAUCCAUUUUGCACCGCGGCAAAUAAGCCUUCAGAACGUAAAAUGUACACAGCCGUGCCUCCUCCCCCCCAGUUUGCCGCUGUAACCCACAAAGAUAAAGACUGUGCUGGUAAGUUCCUUCAUUCUGCUCAGAGCUCCGUAAAAACUUUGAGUACAACUGUUAAUCCCUCUGGCAAAAAGCACCUUGCUGAAGCAGUGGGAGGCACUGCAGUCUCAGAUAAUAAUGCAGCUGGCAUACCCGGCAAAGGCCAUAAGGAAAUGUUUGGUACAAGCAAUGUUCCAGCAGUUAAGUCACAAGACUUAAAUACCAACUCCCACAAAGCUUUAAGCAAUCCAGUUGCAACCAGUCCAUUUGCAAGCAAACCACAUGGUCCAUCAAAACCAUUGCCCACUUCUCCAGCUGCAGAGCAGAAACCUUUAUCUGCUUCUAAAGCUAGAGAGAUGUAUACCAACACGACCAAGCUGAACCAGAAGUUUAAACAAGAGCCUCUCUCAUUGCCAACCUCUUUAUUCUGUCAUGUUUCAGACACAGUGCAAAAAGAUGUCAAGAUUUCAUCUGUAGUGCCCCAGGGUGUGGCUAAUAAGAGUACUAGUGAACCCAUGGAGGUAUCUCUAGUGGCUGCUAAGGUCUGCAGUGAAAAUGCCAAAGAUCCUCCACACGUAGAACAAAAACCUGAUACUUCCAAUCUACAAGAGGAAAUUGGGUCAUUUUACAAACUCAUCUCAUCGGAAGACGACCUUGAGGAUUUAACAACCUCAGAAGACCAUGAUGUUGUACCAGAAGAUCCAGUUCAGAUACCUACUCUGCCUGUCCAGAUUAAAGUUCCUACUCCUGAAACCAUGCAAACACCCAUUAAAACUGAAGUAAAACCCAGCUUCCUAGAUUCAGUCACAGAAGAAGAACUUGAUGAUUCAGAUAUGGCGUGUGAAGAAGCACCAGAGGCACCAUAUGUUCCUGUUUCCAAAUUAUCAUCCCUUUCCACCCUUUCUUACCUGGCACCUAUAGAGACCAGACCAUCAUCCACUCUGCAUGGGUCAUCAGGAGCAUCAGUUGCUGUAACUGAUCUUUGCAAAAAAUCUCCAUCUGGAGUGGAUACAAUUGACAUAGUCACUCCCAAUAAAGAUGAGGUUCCCUUUGUGUCUACUGUUUAUUCCAUGGAAGACUUGGCUGUAUUGACCACUUGUGAUUCUGAUUAAUCGUCUGUUAUACCCUUUCACUUUCCAUUCAUGGUUUAGUUGUAAAAUUAUAUUGUGAACAUUCUAAAAUGUGCCCUGUGUCUUUUUUUUAUUUUGACCCAUGACAAGUUUCAGGAUUGCAACUGAUCAGAAAUAUAGAAUGCAAUGGUGGAUGCGUUGAUGUACUGCGUGAUCCUACGUCGGAAUGGUGGCCGAGAGAAAGCAAAAGAGAGACACCUUAAUCUCCCAAAAACUUAAACUGAGACAGAGAUCUGGACUCCACUGUUAUCUGCCGUCAACUUGGGUCUGUUCAAAUCACAUGACUUUUCCAACUAUUCUGUUUGAUGCCUACAUUCUGUUAUUUCUGGCGUUCUGCAUGAUCUAGUUCAUGGAUGUGUCAGUAAGAACUGAUUAUUCUGUAACGUAAAUGAUUCAGUAAAAUUACAUUUUCUGUUUAGGCUAAGAUACAAAAUGUGGAAAGUUGUCCUUUGUUUGCCUUUUAAACACAUUUCAGAUUGAAUUCUGCUGUCAGUAUGAAUGAUGAACUAAGUACUUUUUGGCGCAUAGAACAGGAGAAGAGAACCUUUGGAUGAUGUUACCGUAAUAGAAAACGUUUUGUGUAACUACCUUCCCAGUUCCUGAUUCAGACUUUAAUGCUUAUUUUACUGUAUGUUGCAUGGAUACCUGCAUUGAUUUCCAGGCUUUGGAUAUUAAAGAUGUUAUGGUCCAUAAGAUGAGCUGUGGAAAGCCCUCGAUGAAUGACUGGUGUCUAAGAAGAGCAUGAAGACCUUGUCCUUUGUUUGGCUUGUUCCUGCCUCUGUGCUUAAUUAAGUCCUCUCAGAUAUCUUUCAUUUCAAGGUAUUAAUAAAGCAAAUUCCUUCUGCUUGUUUCGUUUUUCAUAUCAUCACAAACGGAAAAUAGUAACAAUGCAGGGGACAGUGCUUUGUCUAUCCUCAUGGCCCCAAUAUUAAGGGUUGUUUCUUGCACCCUAUCUUUUACCAAGGUCUGGGACUUGUUGGAGGUGAGUCAGUAUGAAUGAAUACCGGAGAUGAUCAGUUAAAGAGUAAGUCUCUACCCAUGCAUCCAGCAUCAUUCACUUCCUCUGACAGAGGCCAGCUGUGCACAGAGCGCCCAUGAGGACACACUCACACGAUAUGCAGGGAGAGGAGGUGUCGGGUCUCUCCCUCCACUCUUGUUGUGCAUGAUUGUUUAUGCUGUCAGAUAAAGGAUCAAUAAAACAGGAGCUGACACAUGGCAACUAAUUCUAGAACCUCCUCUGUACACCUUGCUGUACACUUUGUACAUUGGAAUCUGCAGGGCCAGCUUGCUUUGCAUUGUCCUUUCCUGGUUCCUUUGUUAGUUGCCCUUCUUAGAUCCUGAUGUGAUAGCAAAGGGUUGCUGAUCACAGUGACCAGGACUUUAACCAUGCGUUCAGACAUGAGGAACAUCUAUCAUCAUGAAAAUCUCAUCCUGGCAGGAGAACCCAUCUCCCCAGUCAAUGUGAAACCAAGAGACGGACAUUAGUGUAUUGUAUCUUCAAUGCUUUUAUUUCAAGGGUGAUCUCUAUUAAACAUUAUGUAUGCCUUGUUUCUGUUACCAGUUUGAUGUAAAAAAUAAUAAUACUUUGAUGCUUAUUGUAUAUUGCAUCUUUCAUUUGUGCAUCAAAUGUUUGCUUUUAUUUUUCUUUAUUGAAAACGAAAUAAAAAUCUUCAACUUGGAAAGAAACUUGUUUGAUGAAUUUGCAGACUUUCAUCUCUGUCUUAGGACAUUCAGAACGGCUGGUUGUUUUAAUAUUUGUCCCCAGAUAUACAUUGUUACCAGACUAUCCUUGGGCAGUCUAUACGUCUAUUAAAGAGGCACUCUGGGCUCUUCAACUCAAAAUAGUAAUGGUGCCUAAUCCCCCAAGUGUCAUUUCUAUUUCAUUGUUGACACAUUUUGGAGUCGGUUUAACAGUGAAUCAGAGAUGCUGGCAGCCUGUUCUUGCCCAUUAUUGAUUAUGGGACAAUUUGGUAUUGUGUAAGACGUAUUGGUUAUUCCGUCAGAGGGCACUAAAUUGGAGCUGCCUGGGACUUUGAUUCGCUUGUAAACUGUUCAGAAACAAUAUAACAAUGAAACAGACCAUGGCCUCUUAAAUUAGUUCAAAUUGUUAGAAUGGCUGGAGUGUGCUCUGGCGGCUUUAACCUCUCUCCCCAGACAUUCAGGUAUGUUAUUUAGGUUUAAUGUCAGCCUGGGAUGUUCUGAAAUGUUACUGGACUUUCCUCAAAAUAGUGUGAUCUGUCUGCAGACUGUCCUCGAGCUAAGAUAAGAACAGUCCCCAGACAUUCCAGU
Pelobates fuscus (common spadefoot toad) is the source of this 9142-nucleotide messenger RNA. RefSeq names its product zinc finger protein 318 (gene ZNF318). The coding region runs from base 560 to 6835 and encodes 2091 amino acids. Gene Ontology annotation, cellular component: nucleoplasm. Gene Ontology annotation, biological process: negative regulation of DNA-templated transcription; positive regulation of DNA-templated transcription. NCBI's taxonomy places the organism in Eukaryota, Metazoa, Chordata, Amphibia, Anura, Pelobatidae. The record is from RefSeq and is a predicted model, not a curated record. The transcript has 10 exons. Gene Ontology annotation, molecular function: nucleic acid binding; zinc ion binding.